CAGGAUCCCUCCUUCUCACUCCUGCUCCAUGACAAGCUUCAGGUGCCAAACAGCUCUCGGCGGGCGUGGAAUGAGCAAGACAGUCGCUGUGAUGUCUGCUCCACUCAUCUCACCCAGCUCAAACAGGAAGCUGUGCGCAUGGUCCUCACCCUCGAUCAGUGGGAUCUGUCACCUACUUCUUCCCCUCCGGCUCGCUAUGGAUCUCAUGGACACACGGGACCAUCAGGAGCCUCAGGAGUACCAGGAAGUCAACUUUCACGAGAAUGGUCUCCUACAGUUCUUCCCUCCUCCUCUGUGACAGCCUCAUACACUCUUCACUCAUCCUUGCAGUUUCCCUCUCCAAGCCUUAGUCAGACACCAACGCCAAGCCCAAACCAUGGACAGAGUCCCUCAGGGGUGCAAACAUCCAGCUGUGGUCCUACAAAUCAGCAGCUCCAAGGGGCAGGAAACAAACUGGGAUCAAAACCUAGCUCCCUGGGUCUUGGAGCAGGGGUAGAUCGCAGGAAUAGCUCCCCUAGUUCAGGAAAAGCCAGCGCCCAACUGCAACCAGUGAGUGGAGUAAACAGUCCAAGUAAUAUUGGUGGAGGAGCCAUACUGAGUGCAGCUGCUUUACAGGCUCAUCAGCAGCAGAACCGCACAAAUGGAGGAGUUACUCUGUAUCCAUACCAGAUCUCCCAGAUGAUUUCUGACGCUUCAAAAGAAGGAGGGACUGAAGCUGCCCUGAACCGCUACAACUCCCACUCCCCUGCAAAUACGAACUCACCAUCGCACACCAGCUCUCCCUCUAACACUCCAGCGGUUACCACCUCAGCACCCACUGCCACUUCUGCAGCUGCCUCCUUUUUUGCCAGAGCCGCCCAAAAGUUGAACUUAACAUCAAAGAAAAAGAAGCAGAAAACCACGACACUUACAGCCCCAGUGACGUCAUCUCCAUCCCCGUCAUGUGACCAUAAUCUGUUCCCAACUAACUUCAGCUCUGCUUUGUUGACGGCGCCUCCACCUGCCCCACCUUGUCUUCUCAGAGCGGCCAACAAGGUCAAAGAUAAUCCUGGGCUUGGAAAGGUGAAAGUGAUGGUGAGGGUGUGCCCCAUGUCUCAGUCAGACGCAGCAGAGUCCAGCUCCUUCUUAAAAGUAGAUCCCAGAAAGAAACAGAUUACCAUCAUGGAUCCAUCAACAAAUCAGGCCACAAGUUCCGCCUCUCAGAAAAGGACAGGAGCAAAUCAUGUUCCACCAAAGAUGUUCACCUUUGAUGCUGCCUUUCCUCCUGAUGCAUCACAGGCGGAGGUGUGUGCAGGAACAGUGGCCGAGGUCAUCCAGUCUGUGGUUAAUGGAGCCGAUGGCUGCAUCUUCUGCUUUGGACACUCCAAGCUAGGAAAAUCGUACACAAUGAUUGGGCGUGAUGACUCUCUUCAGACCCUGGGUAUAAUCCCCUGUGCCAUCUCAUGGCUUUUUAAACUCAUCAAUGAAAGAAAGGAGAAAACAGGAGCACGAUUUUCUGUUCGUGUCUCUGCUGUGGAGGUUUGGGGAAAGGAGGAAAACCUAAAGGAUUUGCUGUCUGAAGUUGCCACAGGCAGCUUGCAGGAUGGACAAUCACCUGGAGUCUAUCUCUGUGAAGACCCGAUCUGUGGCAUGCAGCUCCAGAAUCAGUCUGAGCUCCGUGCUCCCACCCCAGAGAAGGCAGCCUGGUUCCUGGAUGCAGCCAUCGCAGCUCGCCACAGCAGCCAGCAGCCCAACACCACAGAGGAGGAACACAGGAACUCUCAUAUGCUCUUCACAUUGCACAUAUACCAGUACCGCAUGGAAAAGACAGGCAAAGGAGGGAUGUCCGGAGGUCGUAGUCGCCUUCAUCUACUGGACCUGGGAAGCUGUGAUGUUAAAGUACUCGGAGGAGGAGGUGGAAAAAGCAAAGAGAACUCUUCACCAAGCUCAGCUCCUCUGUGUCUUUCUCUGUCUGCUCUUGGAAACGUGAUCCUGGCCCUGGUCAAUGGGAGCAAGCACAUUCCAUACAAGGACAGCAAGCUGACCAUGUUGCUAAGGGAGUCGCUAGGCAACAUGAACUGCAGGACCACCAUGAUUGCUCACAUCUCCGCCUCACCCAGAGAUUUCUCAGAAACCCUCUCCACCAUCCAGAUUGCCUCACGCGUCCUCCGCAUGAAAAAGAAGAAAACUAAAGUAACUGUGCAAUAUACAUCAAGCUCCUCUGGAGGAGAAAGCUCCUGUGAGGAGGGUCGCAUGCGUCGUCCAACCCACCUACGACCUUUCCAUCACCGUGGUGACACUGACUCUGAAUUGCCACUGCUAAGACUAUCCAGUGACCCUGACGAGUACUCGAGCAGCGAGCAGUCUUGUGACACUGUUAUCUACGUGGGCCCAAAUGGGGCGCCUGUGUCCGACAGAGAGCUGACAGACAACGAGGGACCUCCAGAGGUUGUGCCGAUUGUCCCAGCUUUGCUCCGAGGGAAAACGCCUGAGCACCAUCAAACACAUGGUCAAGGUCAAACAGCUGGAGUCCAGAACAAGUCUCAGAUAGACGAACAGUCCGGCGGCCCAGCCCAACCACAGCCAUCUCAGUCUCUGGUAGGUCAACCGUUGGCCCCUGUCCCAGAGGAAGGAGCUGAAUGUCUCAAAUGCAACACUUUUGCUGAGCUGCAGGAGAGACUGGACUGCAUUGACGGCAGUGAAGAGGUGGCAAAAUUUCCUUUUGAAGAGGUUCAAACGAGCAAACCAGGUGCCAAACUAGAGCCAUGUCCUUCCUCAUGUACUCCUGGCUCUGUAGAAGGGCUGGAAACAGAGGCCAAAAUAGCAGCAGCCUCUAGGAGAAGAAGCAAUGACCAGCAGCUUCAGGAGAUCAAGGAGGUGGUGGAGGAGGCAGAACUGGCCCAGACAAUGAUCCACAGCUUAGCUCAGGCCACCGGCUCCCCAUUGGUCACCAGUUCAAGGAGCAUUACUGGAAGCAGUAACAUCUCCCCCAACCCCUUACACAGAGCCAAGAGCUCUCAGCUACAUAACAGCUGUGAAAAUGUAAAUGUAGUCGGUAAUACUGAGGUGAAGGGUCGUCCUCUAGGAUCACCACGCUUGGGCAUCGCAAGCCUGACAAAAACUUCAGACUACAGGCCUCCAUCUUCCCCAUCACAGCGAUGUAAGGUGUACACUCAGAAGGGUGUGACUCCAGCAACACCCUCAGUGUCCUCACACACCCUAGCUCAGGAUGGCCAGGCUACCGAUGCUUUGACCUCUGACAACAGUUUGGCUGCAGACAGUGGCCGCUCCUCCACAGAGUCCGUGCUUUCCAGGACCUCUCCUGCAGGCAUGAGCCCACAAGUCCGAGAGCCAACUGCUUCCCUCUCUGCCAGCCUUGGCUCAGCUGAAACACUCUGUGAUGACGACGUCCCACCGAUACCUCUAGAUUUGCAGAAGGAUGCCUCCUCAGCAGCAGCAUCUUCCGUAACACAAAGUGGGCAACAGCUGCCUGGAGAUGAUGCAGUUGUGUACACAGCAGCCUGCAGAGAUGAAGAUGAGGUUAUCAGAAAUCUUGUUGAAGACAGAAGCUUGGUCUGUCGUCCAGUGAGCAUCAUAAGCUUUAACAGCGGCUGUGGCUCCGAAGCUGCCCACGCUGUAGAAGCCCAGCCCCAUGACCCCAGAUGUGAUGCUGCUUUUGAUGGAGACAUAGAACAUUACCACUUGUCCUCAGGUCUCACAACAAACACAGGAGUUACGGAAGUGGUUGCAAUGGCAGAGGUGGCAAUGGCCAAGUUGCGGACCGGUGACACUUUAGCCAGUGGGAUGUCAAACUCUGGUUCAACUAUGUCCUCCUGGAUGAGCGAUCUCAGCAUGUGCAGUGAAGCGGAUCAGUCUUUUCACAGCUUCAGUCAGUCUCAAAGUCAGCAAGGGGAGGCUCUGGCUGAGUCUGAAGGCAGCCAAAGCUUCGGAGUUGAAAUUCUUAAUGAUUAUGAGAGUGGAGGAAGCCCAAGAACAGAGGAUCUGGUAGGGGACCUGGUUCUGCCAGAGAAGUUGGAUAAGGCCCCCCCAAACAGAGACAAACAGGGAAAACUGCCACCAUCUAUGGCAAAAACUAACAUUCAGAUAUUAGCUGGUCCUGGAAAUGUCUCCUCUUUCAAGUCUACCAUAAGUGUUCACCCUUGCAUGGUUGUCAGACCCAUGGUCAUACAUGAGCCAACAAUCCUAUCCUCUCCAAAAAAGACUGCCUUUAUGAAAGACCCGGGCAAAUCUAAAACUGAACUUUUAGCCCCCAUUUCCAGUGAGAUAACCUUUGAAGACCCUUGGUUGAAACGUGGGAUGGAGGAAGGGAGAUCCAAAGAACUUAUCUGUGAAGUUAAACCAGAAAAGAGGGAAGUAGAACCUUUAAAGAUACAUGCCAACGAUUUCUGCAGGGAUGGUGGGGAUCAAAGUAGUUGUGGCUCAGGAGGUGAUGUGAUGUCCUUUACAGACUCGUUCAAGAGAGUCGUGGAUGGUUGUGAGAUGAUCUCUGUGGCUGUCCAUGGUGAUGGCUGCACCCAAGACAUCCACCGCACAGCCAGUCUGCCCCGUGGCUGGCACCGUCUCAACCACCACGAUGGCUUAGAAACUGGAACAGAGUACCGCAAUUUUGGAGUCACCAAUUCAACACCUUGCAGUCCUCGAGCCACACUUGAACGUACUGGAUCCAAGGGAAGGCAAGGAUUCUUCUCCCACAAGAAGGGGGGAAUCCCACCUCUUCCACCAAUACGGAAAUCCAGCCUUGACCAGCGAAACAGAGCAACCAGUCCUCUCCCCCAACCCAAUCAUGGAGUGUCAUCGCUGAGUAUCAUUGCAGAUAGUACAGGGAACACUAGAAAACGUGGCUCCAGCAUAGACAGUAGCAGACUCUUUAGUGCCAAGUUAGAACAGCUGGCCAACCGAACAAACUCUCUUGGCCGGGUCCAUGGUUCACAAGGUGGGUCUCACCAUUAUGACUGCUUCUCCCUGGAGAGAGGUGAGAGCCUCAGGGGGGGAGGCGUUAGGGGGGACACCACCAUGCCUCGUACUGGCCGCAGCAUCACCCGCACCAGCUCAAUAUCAUCUCCCACCGGAAACCCCGGCAGCCCCAUUUUCAGUGGCAGUAGCAGUCCAAACAGUGCUCCACAGUCACCAGCUAAGGGCAGUGGCCAGUCAAAGAUCUCAGCAGUCAGUAAGCUGCUAAUGACCAGCAGUCCUAAAUCUCGGAGUCUUUCUGCAUCCAGCACCAAGACACUGAGCUUCUCCACCAAGUCAUUAACCCAGACUAACAGCCGCAGCUCCAGCCUUCCUCCCAAUGGAAAGAAUUCAGUCCAGACUCAAGUUCAGCAGCAGCAAGGAUCCACCCCUGGAUCAUGGUCUACCCAGUCCCUGAGUCGCAGCCGAGGGGGAAGUCUGACAGCCAACCUGCCUUUGCGGGCUGUUAACAGCAGAAUCUCAGAGAUUCUCCAGGGAAGUGCAGGAUCCCGUACCAGGAGCCUUGUUCUGGGAGGAGGCAACGAUCGAACAGAGGAAAGAGGAUCUGGAGCAACAAGUGGAGGUGGAGCAGAUGGAGAUAAUCAGGGAGAGGAGAGGGCAGCUGUGGUCCAAACACUGCCCUCUCCUUACAGCAAGAUCACAGCCCCAAGAAAACCUCACCGUUGCAGCAGCGGCCAUGCAAGUGACAACAGCAGUGUACUUAGUGGAGAGCUGCCCCCAGCCAUGGGAAAAACUGCUCUAUUUUACCACAGUGGAUGCAGCAGUGGCUAUGAGAGCAUGCUAAGGGACAGUAGCGAGAACACAGGAAGUACCUCCUCAGCUCAAGACUCCCUCAGUGAACACAGCUCAGCCACCACUUCCUCCAGACGGAGCUCUAAGAGCAGCAAGAAAAACAGGAGCAACACAGGCCUCCAGCGGCGACGUCUGAUCCCAGCUCUGACCCUGGACUCAUCUUCUUCACCUUCUCAGCGCUCCUCCAAACAGGCCGUUACAUCCUCCUCCUCCUCCAGUCCAGGUGCAUGCUGGGUGGACGGCCCACUGGGGCCUCCCACACCCUCUAACCACUGGGGUGUAGCUGCAUCCACAGAAACGAUUGAGAUCAAAGUGUAUGAGAUCGAUGACGUGGAGCGACUGCAGAAGAGAAGAGACAAAGGAGGAAGCAAGGAGGGCGUGUUCGUCAGUGCCAAGCUGCGAGGGUUGGAGCACCGCCAGCAGCGAAUCAGUGAAGUCAGAGCCAAGUACCAGUGUCUGAAGAAAGAACUGGAGCAAACCAAACAGCACUUGAUGCUGGAGCCACACAAAUGGACAGCUGAGUUUGAGCUGCAGCAGCCCUACGACUUGGACUCCAUGGAGUAUUUGGAAGCUCUGGAAACAGUGACAGACAGACUGGAGACCAGAGUUAACUUUUGCAAAGCACAUCUUAUGAUGAUUACCUGCUUUGAUGUUUCCUCAAGGCACCGGUAGAUGGAUUAAAGGCUGAGGAGCCAACAAGAGAAGCACAUUGAGAAAACAUUAUUCUAAUACUGGAUAAUGGAAAACUUGGAACAAGGAUCAUAAAAAGAGAGGGACCUGUUAUUCAUGCAAGAGGUUUAUACAUUACUCCGGAUGUAAGAAGACUCAAGGACAGAUCAGAUGAAUGAAUGAAGAGCUCAACAGAGAUAACUAACAAGGACCAAGCUUUUAACGUAACAUCGGUUGCAUUCUGAUAACAUCUAUUUAUCUGGUUCGGUGGAAAUGUUCAAGGGAGAGAACCAUUUCUACAACAAAUGAUUACACCAAGCAAACAACAUUUUAAAAAACUAAUUUCAUGGUGCACACUGAGUUAAGAAUGUACAGAAAAAAAAAGAGUCUGUACAUCAAAAAUGGCACUUUUUAAAAAGGACAAAGAAAAUGAGGAAGAAAGGGGCUGUAAAUGAGUUUUAAUGAGAGAAAGAUGUUGAAUUGUUUCCCUGAGAGACAAAAGAAGACAUUUAAGAUAAGUGCCUUGAAAACAUUCCCAACACCACAAAGACCAACCUUUUCUGAUUUUUGUGUACAUUCUGUGGGCGGUGCUAGUAUGGGAGGAAAAAAUCCAAAUUGAUGUCCUUGGAAAUUCUCAGUCAUUUCUGAAUAUGACGUUUUUUCUGUGGGUUUGUGUUUCCUAAAUCAAUUCAAAAAGAAGAAGAAAAAAAACAUUUUAGUGUAUUGUCAUUGGUUUGUUAAUGAGAGAAACUACUUUACUGGAACAAAAACUUAAGGGAUACUGAGAAUUCAGGUACAGUGUGUAAGUGCACAGAGAGAGAAACUGUCUGUAAUGUUUCUGCCUGAUUUUGUCUCUCAAAUGGUGCAAAUUUGAGUUUCUAUCCGCUGUACUCUGGAGGAUUCCUUUAGUUCAGUUCCUCCGAUUCUGAUGUGAUAGCUUUUUCAUGUUCAACAAAGAAAAGAAGUGUGUGAGUCACACAGGAGUGGAGGUGAAAAGAUCUCUCUCUGAUCCAGUUUUAAGUGCAUCCACUGACUGGUUGGCUGCCUGCUGAGUGACUGACCGUUAUUUGUAUCUGUGUUGUUGUGCUUUACUCUAAAAAAAAAAUCUGAAUGGUUCAUAAAUAUGUUUCUUUUUUCUUAAUAAGGUUUCCUUUUUUAUUCGAGGUAAAUGGGACCAUGUAGAGGCUGUGUGUGAUAAUAAAGAAAUAUUUAAGAUGCACUACAAGGAGAAAAUAUUAUUACUGUAGUGAAUGCUAUUGAAAGAUAAAAUUUACAUCAAAGCAACUAAUUAAAUAAGAAUUUGUAUACAUUAGGGCAUUAGGACUGUGUUCAAUAAUUGUAAAGAAUCUAUAAAACUCACAGAAGAAAGCAUCUUAAAAUUCAUAGCUCUCUUCCUGGUUCCAUUUAUUUUGUAUGGAUAGAAAUGUAAAAAAAAAAUGUUAAUAUUAUCUAUUGUUCUUGAUAUGUUUAUUAUCUUAAUGUUUGUAAAAAAAAUAUAGAUAGAUGAAAGAGCCCGUUUCCCCAUGAAAAGCAUAAGCUUUCUGUUUAUAUGCUUCGUCUCUCUUAUAGUCUACAGUCAUCAGCGUUGCUGUCCUGAACGUAACCCAUAACUCCAACAGUUUGCUGUGUUUUUACUGCUCUCAUAUGAGGAGCAAAAACACCACAAUAAUCUAUGGGUCUGAUUAUUCGAAACCACCUCAUGGUUUAUUUUCUAUUGGUGGUUUAUUGUUUUAUUAGACCUGCCAACAGUACAAAAAAAUUACAGCUGAAAAUAGAUAUUUACAUCUAUUGCAUAGAAGCAAAUUUUUUUUCUUCUUUCUCUGACGGAAAGUAAGACAAAAUAUUCUUGUCAGCUCGGAUUAUAAAAGUUAUUUCCCUUAAGUAAAUUUGCUCUACAGCAAUUAUAGAAGAUAUAACAUUUAAGAGCACUUUAAUUCCUUUCUUUGAAGUUUUCGAAGUAAGCACAUUUAGAAACACAAAUCAAUAAACUUGUAAAAUAUUUGACAAAGCCUAGAUGGAUUUUAUGGCUUGGAAGGCUGCUAAAAAGUUUUAUCUACAAGAUUACAUUUGAAGAAAACCUGUAGAUGGAUUUUAAAACAAAACUGCUUCGUUGUUUAAGAACAUGGGAAUUUAAAAAGAAAUCAGUAGAAAGGUGGCCUACAGACCAGACUUGGUUACACCGUUUGUUUGAAAAGGAAAAGGCCAAAACUCCA
This is a messenger RNA of Cyprinodon tularosa, 8645 nucleotides long. RefSeq names its product kinesin family member 26Ba (gene kif26ba). Lineage: Eukaryota; Metazoa; Chordata; Actinopteri; Cyprinodontiformes; Cyprinodontidae. Gene Ontology annotation, biological process: microtubule-based movement. Bases 139 to 6435 code for a protein of 2098 amino acids. The record is from RefSeq and is a predicted model, not a curated record. Gene Ontology annotation, molecular function: ATP binding; microtubule motor activity; microtubule binding. The transcript is spliced from 26 exons.